AAUGUGAGGGGAAAAUAUUUCCAAAACCGAUGUUUCUUCGAAGGCAGUUCCGCGGCUAGUUGGACUGAAGGACGGGAUCAGUGCCGACUGUCGGAUGGAAGUUUAGUAACGAUUGAUACGGAUGACGUUAACAAUUUUUUACUUACCGUAACAACGGCAGGAGUGUUUUGGGCAGGAGGAAACGACCUGACUAAUGAGGGCACAUGGACUUGGAUCGAGAACGAUCAGCCGAUUCUUCUAAACUCUUUGUGGUACCUUGGUGCCCCUCAGGCCAGCUCGAGCGAAGCUGACUGUUUAGGCGUCGUGACUGCUUCAGGCGAAUGGAGAGAUGUACCAUGCUCACUUCCGGCUACAUAUAUAUGUCAAAGAUACAUUACCCAAUAAAUGUACUUCAUAGAAAAUAACCGACAAAAUGGCGGUAGACAAGUGCAGAAUAAACAGAAAAAGAUAUAUGGAAGCAAAUAGGUCUUUAUUCUUUUGG
Messenger RNA from Pecten maximus, 481 nucleotides. RefSeq names its product hepatic lectin-like. Lineage: Eukaryota; Metazoa; Mollusca; Bivalvia; Pectinida; Pectinidae. The record is from RefSeq and is a predicted model, not a curated record. The annotation marks the transcript as partial. The transcript is spliced from 3 exons.